CCUCUCCGGAGCAUCCCCAAGACGAGAGGAUGGGUGUAUACAAAGAAAGAGGGGAGCAGAUCGAACCAAACAGGAAGCUGGUUAGUUGGAGAACCAAUCCUACAUCGUCCAACAAUGGACGUCCCUUAGAGCUUCUUUAUGCAAUUGGAGGCACCACCAGUGGGGUGGAACGUUACAACCCCCUGGAUCACGAGUGGCAAAUUCUGGGCUCGGCCUCCAGACAGCGGAGUGGCAUCGGGGUGGCUUCCCUUAAUGGAUCCAUUUAUGCAGCUGGUGGCCACGAUGGACUUAUUUGCCUCAAUAGCGUUGAAAGAUAUUUGCCCGAAACAAAUGAGUGGAAGAGAGAUGUCGCCCCUCUUAGUGAACCCAAGCAAGAAGCAGCGAUGGCUGAACUCGGCGGUUACUUAUAUUGCGCCGGUGGCUUCGAUGGGCUGGUUUGCUUCAACACGUUGGAAAGGUACGACCCCGGACUGGACAGAUGGCAGAAGUUGACACCUAUGAAGUCUCGCCGAAAAGGCCUGGGUUUGGCCGCGCUGGAUGGAUAUCUAUAUGCCGUUGGGGGUUCUGAUGGCUAUUCUCCCUUAUGUUCAGUUGAGCGCUACGAUCCCAGAGAAGACCAGUGGUCCGCCUGCCCUCCGCUCCGCAGUUGUCGUGAAAACCUGGGUUGCGUUGCCUUGCAAGGCAAGAUCUAUGCCGUCGGAGGGCAGGAUGAAUUGACCGAACUCCGCAGUGCCGAGCGCUUUGAUCCUUCCACCAACCGAUGGACGCCUGUUAGGCCCAUGAGGUCAAAAAGGAGUAAGGUAAAUCUUGCUGCUAUCAAUGGGUAUCUCCUAGCCAUCGGUGGCUAUGACGGCAUCGUUCACGUUUCCACGGUUGAAGCCUUUGACCUGGACCUCAACACGUGGAGACGUUUCGGCAACACGAAAAGCCGUCACCCAGGUGGAGGCGUCUCCGUGAUCCAAAUGGCCACCGAAAAUGUGGAAUCCUUUGAGUCCCCUUGGAGCAGAUAACCAGAAGAUGAACCAGGAGUUCUAGUUCUAGGUUCACGUUAGGUAGGGUGAGUUCUUUAGCUAGAGCUGAGCAGUGGCAGGACAAAAGAGCUGAGGAUCCAUACCCGAAACAAGAUUAUUUAUU
Messenger RNA from Protobothrops mucrosquamatus (brown spotted pit viper), 1134 nucleotides. RefSeq names its product kelch-like protein 20. Bases 30 to 1010 code for a protein of 326 amino acids. The record is from RefSeq and is a predicted model, not a curated record. Gene Ontology annotation, molecular function: protein binding. The transcript is spliced from 8 exons. Lineage: Eukaryota; Metazoa; Chordata; Lepidosauria; Squamata; Viperidae.